This is a messenger RNA of Exaiptasia diaphana, 1184 nucleotides long. RefSeq lists its product as uncharacterized. Bases 51 to 1184 code for a protein of 377 amino acids. The record is from RefSeq and is a predicted model, not a curated record. NCBI's taxonomy places the organism in Eukaryota, Metazoa, Cnidaria, Anthozoa, Actiniaria, Aiptasiidae. The transcript has 3 exons.
AACCCACAAACCCAAGGAGCAAGGAUUAAAAAUCAGGCCCAUAAUAUCUAAUGUCAAUGGACCAACCACCAGGAUUUCAUGGCUGCUCGCACGCCUACUCAAGCCCCUCCUUCAACAGGUACCUGCACACCUCGAAAGCAGUCUACAACUCAUUGACGCCAUCACGUGACACCACCGAAAACCUCAAUUUUCCUUACCCUUUCAGCCUAGACGUCGUGGCACUAUACACAUCUAUCCCAGUCCAGGAAGCCAUCAAGAAUGUAUCUGAUAGAAUGGGAACUUCCAUCAACCAUUAUACUAACGCCAACAUCGUAGACCUACUGACCAUCGCCACUCAAAAUGUUUAUUUCACUUUUGGCCCACACAUCUAUCAGCAGAAGAAAGGCCUCCCUAUGCGCUCAAGCUUCUCGGGGAUACUAGCCAUCCUCUUUAUGGACACACUGGAACGGCAAUCCMUCUCAGCCUGCACCUAUAUUAGCCAAUAUAGCAGGUACGUCGACGAUGUUUACGCCCAAACCAGGGACGAGGAACAUGCAGACAGGUUCCAUGCGAUAAUGAGAUCACAACACAACAACAUUGACUUUGAGAUAGAGAAACCCACCAAAACACCUGAUGGCCACUCCCUCUCACUACUUGACUUCGACUUCUACAAGAAGAAGGCAAAGAAACCGCUACUUGUUAAUUAUCGAUCAUGGCUCCCCAGAUCAUCCAAAGUCAACUUCAUCAUGAAUGAAAGAAAACGGAUAAAGCAAAGAUGUACAUCUACGAACACCGCCACACAACGAAACUUGGAAUUUGACGAAAUCCUGAAGGGAAACGGAUAUCCACCAAACUUCAUCAACGAAACCAAACUUGAAGCCAAGCAAAGAACCGUGGAACAACACCACCCCAACGACACUAACCCAGACAAAUGGCUUUAUUUCAGCAUCCCUUACAUAUCAGAUAGUCUCGAUAGACGACUCAAGAAUAUCUUUCGGAAGGAGGGUCUCAACAACCUUGCAAACGUCGAAUUGGAUGACCAUCCAACAUGUUUUAGUAUGACAUCAGUAGGCACAGAUUUACUUGCUUUACUUACAGCAGCUGACUUUUUGCUGUGUGCUGRAAACUUCUUUGUAUCAAUUCCGCAGCUUUCAAGUACCAUUUUAAUCCAGCGGCCUAUGGUACUCACCCCCACCGCUUUGUGA